AUGACGUCAGCAUCAUCUAGCAGUGCACGUUCAUUGUUUGCCGAAUCCAAACAAAGGCUAGCUGAGCGAGUACAAGUAAACAUGAAUAAUAUUUCUUCUCUCACCCGCCAAAUUCAACGAGGAUCUAAAUCUAAUGAGCUCCUUUCAAAAGCAGCACGUGAUUUUGCUGCAACAGAAAAUCUCAUGGAAAACAGUGAAGAAAAUUUGAAAAAAAUGCAGCUCAUUGCUGUGCAUAUAGGUUAUCAAUAUGAAAGCAUUCAAAAAUCUGCUCAAAUGCUCUUAGAAAUAAAAGAACAAGUUGCACAAAUGCAAAGAUGA
Messenger RNA from Parnassius mnemosyne (clouded apollo), 318 nucleotides. The record is from the annotation of a GenBank genome assembly. NCBI's taxonomy places the organism in Eukaryota, Metazoa, Arthropoda, Insecta, Lepidoptera, Papilionidae.